Messenger RNA from Plasmodium gallinaceum, 1539 nucleotides. Its product is annotated as conserved Plasmodium protein, unknown function. Lineage: Eukaryota; Apicomplexa; Aconoidasida; Haemosporida; Plasmodiidae. The record is from RefSeq and is a predicted model, not a curated record. The coding region runs from base 1 to 1539 and encodes 512 amino acids. The transcript has a single exon.
AUGAUAACAAAUAAUAUUAACAACAUUUUAAGAAUACGUAAAAAAAAAGAUUUACUUACAUAUAUAUGGACAAAAAGAAAAGUUAACACACUACCAAAAAAUGAUCACGAAAAUAUUAUUAAAUUGUUACAAGAGAAAUAUAAAAAUCUUAGAAAGGAAGACAGAAUUAAAUUAAUAAAUAGCCAUAUAUUGAAUAUUAAUGAAAAAGACGUAAGUGAAAUAUAUGAUUUCUCUUUUCUGAAAGAACAAGAAAAAGAAAUACAAGAUGAAUAUGAGAACAAAAGGAAACUAAAAAUAUUAAAGUUGAGAAAACCUGCUUAUUUGCAACAAAGAAAAAUAAAAAAGAGAGUAAAUAAUAGUCUAAUAACAGACAAUGAAUAUGAAGAUAACUUUUGUACAAAUAAAGAAAAAGAAUUAGAAGAUAUAGAAAGAUAUACUCUUGUUGAAGAUUUGUAUAAAUCAUAUAUAUAUAGCAAAUCAUUUACAUUAUUAAAUGAUCAAUAUAUGACAAAACAUAAAAUAACAAAUGAUUUUAUAUAUUUAAUGAUUAAUUCAAUAAGGCAAAAUAUUUUAGAAAAAAUAAAACCAACAUUAAUAAAUGAAUUUGCUGUUCAUAAAAACCCGUAUAUGCUAUUUAAAAAUUCUUUAUUUAAUUUUAUACUUCAUAAAUAUGUAAAAAAUCCAUAUGAGGAAACAUUAAUAGAAAAUUAUAUAAAUAAAAAAGUUAGUUUGAAUAUUUUAAAAAUAAAUAGUGCAAAUGUUCCUGUAGAAAUAUAUGAACCCUUAGUUUCAUUUCGAGGUGAUAUUCAUUAUAAUUAUAAUUUAAAAGAGAAAUUUAAUGAAAGUAUAAAUACAUCAUUAAACAUUUUAAGCUUUCUUAUAAAUGAGAAAAAACAACAAAAGGAUAAAAACUCAUCAGUUAAUCUAAAAAUGAAUGAAGAAAAUGAAAUUAAAAAAAAAAAAACAAUGAAAAUGAAAAAUGAUGAAAAAAAAACUAAUGCUGAAAUGUAUGAUGAAAUGAAUAAUGAAAAACGAGAUAUUAUAAAUGAGGUAUUAAAAAUUUUACCAGAAAAUAAAAAAUAUCACUUUGAUAAUUAUCCAUUUGAAAAUUUAAAAUCAUUUAAAACAAACAUGAGAAAAAAAUAUGUUGGAGGUAUAAAAAAUAACAAACCUUUAAAUAUUGAAGAUGAAGAAUUAAGUUAUAUGAGAUAUCCAAAUUUACAAUGUGUAUCACAUUCAUUACCAAAAGAUAUUAAAUAUAGGGAUAACGUUAUACAUGCAAUUAAAGUAUUAGAGAGAUCUAAAUAUUGGGAUCAUAAAAGUAAAAUAAAGGCAAUAAACACAUUAAUUGAAGUAUGGAAUAAUAUGAAUUCCAGUGAUCACUAUGAAAAUUUAUUUGAUAAGUCACUACCUAUUAUAUAUUCAAAAGAUAUGCUAAAAAAAACAAAAACUAGAAAAGAAACCUAUAAUAAAGGAUUAACCUAUAUACAAUCAUUAACUACACAAAAACCAUUAAACAUGCGAUUAAAAAAAAAUUAA